UACGCUAAGGGACGCACGGAGGGGAGAACCGGAAGCGCGUCUGGUUAGCGGUGGGGGCGGCGGCGUGUUGCCAUGGCGGACCCUGUGGAGGAGCUUGCCAAACUCGAGUACCUCUCGCUCGUCUCCAAAGUCUGCACAGAGCUCGACAACCACCUGGGCAUCAACGACAAAGACCUAGCUGAAUUUGUCAUAAACCUUGCAGAGAAAACCACAACCUUUGAUUCAUUCAAGACAGCCUUGGUGAAAAAUGGCGCUGAGUUUACAGAUUCUCUCAUCAGCAACCUUCUGCGUCUUAUCCAGACAAUGCGACCUCCUGCAAAACCUUCUACUAGCAAAGAUGCCGUUAAACCAAAAACAGAAAAAGACAAGUUAAGAGAUCUGUUUCCAGCCCUAUGUAGACCAGACAAUCCCAUUGUCAGGACAAUGCUGGAUGAAGAUGAUGUGAAAGUGGCUGCUGAUGCCCUGAAAGAACUGGAAGCCUUGAUGCCAACAGCAGGCAAGCAAGAGAAGCACCGGGGCAGUGAGGAACGAUCCAAGAAAAAACACAGGAGUCGCAGUCGUAGUAGAGAUCGGGAUCGGAAGCGGAAGCGGAAGUCCUCCUCUCGCUCCCGUACAAGAGAUCGACAUAAGGGUAAAUCUAGAUACCGCUCCAGAAGCAGAAGCCCCAGUUGGGAUCGCAAGGAGCGAGAAAAGCCUGCAGAGAAAGUCAAUGAGCGAUGGAGGGAUAAGCAUGUGGACCGGCCCCCACCAGAAGAACCUUCCAUUGGGGACAUCUACAACGGCAAAGUCACCAGCAUCAUGCAGUUUGGCUGCUUUGUCCAGCUUGAAGGACUCAGGAAGCGCUGGGAAGGAUUAGUCCAUAUUUCAGAGCUACGCCGUGAGGGACGUGUUGCUAAUGUGGCUGAUGUGGUGAGCAAAGGCCAGAGGGUCAAGGUCAAAGUGUUGUCCUUCACAGGCUCUAAAACCAGCCUCAGUAUGAAGGACGUAGAUCAAGACACAGGUGAAGAUUUGAACCCAAACAGACGCCGGAACCUUGUGGGAGAGUCAGAGGAGACAGCCAUGCGAAAUCCAGAUCGGCCCACUCACCUGUCUUUGGUCAGUGCUCCGGAAGUGGAAGAUGACACACUGGAGCGAAAACGUCUCACUCGCAUUUCAGACCCAGAGAAAUGGGAGAUCAAGCAGAUGAUCGCUGCCAAUGUGCUUUCCAAGGAGGAAUUCCCUGACUUUGAUGAAGAAACAGGAAUUCUCCCAAAGGUUGAUGACGAGGAAGAUGAAGAUCUGGAAAUUGAAUUAGUAGAAGAGGAGCCACCAUUCCUGAGAGGGCAUACGAAGCAGAGCAUGGACAUGAGCCCCAUCAAGAUUGUGAAGAAUCCUGAUGGCUCCCUGUCUCAAGCAGCUAUGAUGCAAAGUGCACUCGCUAAAGAGAGGCGAGAAUUGAAGCAAGCUCAGCGGGAAGCAGAGAUGGAUUCCAUCCCCAUGGGACUCAAUAAACACUGGGUGGAUCCCCUUCCAGAUGUGGAUGGAAGGCAAAUUGCUGCUAACAUGCGGGGUAUCGGCAUGAUGCCCAAUGACAUCCCGGAGUGGAAGAAACAUGCUUUUGGGGGCAAUAAAGCUUCUUAUGGCAAAAAAACCCAGCUGUCAAUUAUUGAGCAGCGGGAAAGUCUCCCUAUUUUCCGUCUGAAGGAUCAGCUUAUUCAGGCCGUUCAUGACAACCAAAUUCUGAUAGUCAUUGGAGAGACUGGUUCUGGGAAAACUACGCAGAUCACUCAGUACCUUGCUGAAGCUGGCUAUACCUCCCGUGGAAAGAUAGGAUGCACUCAGCCUCGCCGAGUGGCUGCCAUGUCUGUUGCCAAGAGGGUGUCAGAGGAGUUUGGUUGCUGUUUGGGUCAGGAGGUUGGCUACACCAUUCGAUUUGAGGACUGCACCAGCCCUGAGACUGUGAUCAAGUACAUGACAGAUGGUAUGCUGCUGCGAGAGUGCCUCAUUGAUCCUGAUCUGACACAAUAUGCAAUCAUCAUGCUGGAUGAAGCCCAUGAGCGCACUAUACACACGGAUGUGCUCUUUGGUCUCCUGAAAAAGACAGUUCAGAAGAGACAAGACAUGAAACUGAUUGUGACAUCCGCCACCUUGGAUGCAGUCAAGUUCUCUCAAUACUUCUACGAGGCCCCCAUCUUCACCAUCCCAGGCAGGACGUAUCCAGUUGAGAUUCUUUAUACUAAGGAGCCAGAGACCGAUUACCUGGAUGCCAGCCUCAUCACAGUCAUGCAGAUCCACUUAACAGAGCCGCCAGGAGACAUCUUGGUGUUUUUAACUGGCCAGGAGGAGAUUGACACUGCCUGUGAAAUUCUCUAUGAGAGGAUGAAGUCCCUGGGUCCGGAUGUGCCUGAACUGAUCAUCUUACCUGUCUAUUCAGCCCUACCGAGCGAGAUGCAAACACGGAUUUUUGAUCCUGCUCCUCCAGGCAGCCGAAAGGUAGUCAUUGCCACAAACAUUGCUGAAACGUCGCUUACGAUUGAUGGCAUCUAUUAUGUGGUAGAUCCUGGCUUUGUGAAGCAAAAAGUAUACAACUCCAAGACAGGGAUUGAUCAACUCGUUGUGACACCAAUUUCCCAGGCCCAAGCAAAGCAGCGAGCUGGACGGGCUGGGAGAACAGGCCCUGGCAAAUGCUACCGCCUGUACACAGAGCGUGCUUACCGUGAUGAGAUGUUGACCACCAACGUCCCUGAGAUUCAGAGGACCAACCUGGCCAGUACUGUGCUCUCGCUCAAGGCUAUGGGAAUCAAUGACCUGCUCUCUUUUGAUUUCAUGGAUGCCCCCCCAAUGGAAACACUCAUCACCGCAAUGGAGCAGCUCUACACCUUGGGAGCCCUGGAUGAUGAGGGGCUACUCACUCGACUCGGACGCCGAAUGGCAGAAUUUCCCCUGGAGCCCAUGCUGUGCAAGAUGCUCAUCAUGUCAGUUCACCUGGGUUGCAGUGAAGAGAUGCUCACCAUUGUCUCAAUGUUGUCUGUACAGAAUGUAUUUUACCGGCCAAAGGACAAGCAAGCUCUUGCAGACCAGAAGAAAGCCAAGUUCCACCAGACUGAAGGUGACCACCUCACACUUCUGGCUGUUUAUAACUCCUGGAAGAACAACAAGUUCUCAAAUCCUUGGUGCUAUGAAAACUUCAUCCAAGCCCGCUCACUACGUCGGGCCCAGGAUAUUCGUAAACAGAUGCUGGGGAUCAUGGAUAGGCACAAGCUGGAUGUUGUGUCAUGCGGAAAAGCAACAGUGCGAGUCCAAAAAGCCAUUUGCAGUGGUUUCUUUCGCAAUGCGGCCAAGAAAGAUCCCCAGGAGGGUUACCGGACCUUGAUUGACCAGCAGGUGGUCUACAUCCACCCCUCAAGCGCCCUCUUCAAUCGGCAGCCUGAAUGGGUGGUAUACCAUGAAUUAGUGCUCACAACCAAGGAGUAUAUGAGGGAGGUCACCACCAUAGAUCCUCGCUGGCUGGUGGAGUUUGCCCCAGCCUUCUUCAAGGUCUCUGACCCCACAAAACUGAGCAAGCAGAAGAAGCAGCAGCGUCUGGAACCACUGUACAACCGUUACGAGGAACCCAAUGCCUGGAGGAUAUCGCGGGCCUUCAGGCGCCGAUGAGACCUCUACUCCCUGCAGGGACAUGGACAUUCCUACAUCACACGAUGCAGCUUUGAACUUACUUGGCCAUCAUAUGUUACUUGGAUGCCCCAGUCCCAUCCUUUCUUCCUGUAGGAAAUAUAUACAGUUCUCAGAGGCCCAGCUAUCAUUAUGCCUGACUGUAACAAUGCCCUUGAUCUUGGACCAAACCUUUCCUCCUGCAUUGUCUAAAGCUCAAAAGGCAUUGUGUAAUUCUGGUCCUGGAUCAUGACUAAAAGGCCUUGUGGAAAUUUGAAAUGUGCUCAGAAGGAACAUCGUACCCCACUUCUUAUGAUCUCCUCCUUUGGAGCAGUUGUAUUUUACUUCAAAACAACCUACUGGCCUCAUAGAACAAUGGCUGGACUUUAGGAGGAAGCCGGAAGAAUGCUCCGAACCCAUUAUAGGGUGGUCAUGCUUCAGUGUGAUCUGUCAGGUAUAUUGCAGUGCUAUUGUCCACCUCUUCCCUGAGCAGAACAGUUCACAGAGGCUUUUGGUGUAAUAUAUAUUAACUUUUCACAGAACAUUCACUUACUUAAGAACGGCUAACAUGUCUGUGUUUCAUCAAAAAAAGCUUCCCAGGCAGUUUUUUAAAAAUAAUAAUAAAAAGAAAACUGGAAA
Molecule: messenger RNA, 4269 nt
Organism: Anolis sagrei ordinatus
Lineage: Eukaryota; Metazoa; Chordata; Lepidosauria; Squamata; Anolidae
Gene: DHX8
Product: DEAH-box helicase 8
Biological process (GO): spliceosomal complex disassembly; mRNA splicing, via spliceosome
Cellular component (GO): catalytic step 2 spliceosome; intracellular anatomical structure
Molecular function (GO): RNA binding; RNA helicase activity; ATP binding
Source: RefSeq, a predicted model, not a curated record